AUGCUAACAGAUAUCUGUUACAGUGAAAGUGUCUCCAUCCCUGUGAACCCUCGUACCAACCGCCCUGUUGGAUAUGCCUUCGUGGAUCUUGCUACUGCCCACGAGGCUACCUCUGCUAUUGGUGAACUCUCUGGAAAGGAGAUUCUCCAGCGCAAGGUUUCUGUUCAGCUGGCCCACAAGCCUGAGCCUGCCGAGGCCAAGGCCGAGGGUGCUGUAAGUGGCGGUGAGGGCGCCAGUGGCAAUGAGGGCCGCAGGAGGACCGGAGGUCGUGGCCGUGGCCGCGGCCGCGGUCGCGGUCGUGGAGGUCGCCUCGGUCGUGGAGGCCGUGCUCAGAACCAGCACCAGAAUGGCCAGGCUGCUGCUCCCGCUGAGCCUACCAACGUCCCAGGUCAGGCCGCACCUCUGACUGAGACCACCAACCAGACUGAAGCUGCUGCUACCUCUGAGUCUGGUAAGCAGGCUGCUAAGCCUCGUGCCCGCCCCCAAAAGCAGCGCGGCCCCCCUGAGGAUGGAAUCCCUUCCAAGACCAAGGUCAUGGUUGCCAACCUUCCUUAUGAUCUGAGUGAGGACAAGCAACCAUUUAGUUUAUGA
This is a messenger RNA of Aspergillus oryzae RIB40, 591 nucleotides long. RefSeq lists its product as uncharacterized. The record is from RefSeq and is a predicted model, not a curated record. The transcript has 3 exons. Gene Ontology annotation, molecular function: mRNA binding. Lineage: Eukaryota; Fungi; Ascomycota; Eurotiomycetes; Eurotiales; Aspergillaceae. The coding region runs from base 1 to 591 and encodes 196 amino acids. Gene Ontology annotation, cellular component: cytoplasm; nucleus; ribonucleoprotein complex.